AUCAAUACUCAUAGCUUAUUCCCAACAUGAUUCGACCCAGUGAAGUUCUUAUUCUACUGGUUGGCCUUGCGACCACUAUCAUCGCAAGAGAUCAAGACCUGUUCCUCAGCGGGAAUUGGCAAUGGAAAUUUUUCCAGGCAAUUUUUAACGAACGCCGAAACAUCGUUACGUCGCCUUUCACGCUUCACAUGGGCAUGACUCUGAUGGCCAGUACCGUCAACGAUCGCUACACACUCCGGCAAAUGCGGGACAAAUUACACCUGGAAGAGAAUAUGGCGAAGACGAUAGAGCUGUACCGUCGCCAGCUAUCGAUUCUGUCCCGGAACGAGGCACUCGCUUUCGGAACGAAAGCUUUCGCCAUUGGAACGGAUGAAUUCAGCCCAGCUUUCGAGUCGGGCGCAUACAACCUGAACGCUUCUAUCCAACGGGAUCCGUGGAUGGACACCGCACGACUUAUCAACGACGCGAACGAAUGGGCCAAGCUUACAACCUCCGGCAGAAUUGAUAGUAUUCUUCUGCCGAGGGACUUGAACCCGAACACGCGGUUCAUCCUGCUGAAUGCAAUCGCUUUCCGGGGCGAGUGGGAAAACCAGUUCGAUGUUGCAAACUCGAGACAGGAAAAGUUCCAUGCGACGGGUGACUCCAAGUUCUACAUGGCGAAAAUGAUGAGGCUUCAACAAACUCUUUUUCCAAUGGCGGUUUAUGAGCCUCUUAAGAGUUUGGCUCUAGAGUUGCCAUUUAGAGACGACGACUUUUCUAUGGUGCUGAUAUUGCCCCAAAUGGGGGUUAAUUUGACCCAACUAGUGGGUAAUCUGAAUCAGACUUCAUUCCGGGAAUUGUAUAGUAGUUUAACUCCAACUAAAAUUGCGGUCAAAAUACCUCGGAUUAGCAUUCGGAACACGGUUAACGUUAACGCUAUCUUCCGGAAGCUUCAACUCACAGCACCAUUUGAGUGGAGUGUUUUUCAGGUGUUCAAAAAUGAACGCUUGUCUUUAGACAAAGUAAAACACAGUGUUUCUUUGGAGGUGGACGAGAAGGGAGUUCGAGCGGCAGCAGUAUCAGCUGUAUCGAUGGUGAUCCGAAGUGAGGCUCCUAGCUUUUCUGCAGAUCGACCCUUUGUGUAUGCUGUGAUUAAAAAAUCUCAACAAUUUCCGUUGUUUAUAGGGAAUUAUGCCUUUCCGAUUGGCGAAACACCUCUACCGGUAUGACAAGUAUUGUUAAAGAUAUAAGAAUAAAUAAUAUU
This is a messenger RNA of Toxorhynchites rutilus septentrionalis, 1243 nucleotides long. Its product is annotated as serpin B8-like. Gene Ontology annotation, molecular function: serine-type endopeptidase inhibitor activity. The coding region runs from base 27 to 1208 and encodes 393 amino acids. The record is from RefSeq and is a predicted model, not a curated record. The transcript has 3 exons. NCBI's taxonomy places the organism in Eukaryota, Metazoa, Arthropoda, Insecta, Diptera, Culicidae.